Ostrea edulis (European flat oyster) is the source of this 5772-nucleotide messenger RNA. RefSeq lists its product as uncharacterized. The record is from RefSeq and is a predicted model, not a curated record. The transcript is spliced from 32 exons. Bases 220 to 4203 code for a protein of 1327 amino acids. Gene Ontology annotation, molecular function: zinc ion binding; DNA-binding transcription factor activity; cysteine-type peptidase activity. Lineage: Eukaryota; Metazoa; Mollusca; Bivalvia; Ostreida; Ostreidae. Gene Ontology annotation, biological process: proteolysis.
UUGAUAUAUACUGUUAUGAAACAGUUUAGUGCCAGAUAAUGUGUGGCCCCAACGUUGUCAUGCCAUGGAGCAUAAAAUAUUUUGCAACAGUGCCAACUACAUAUUUGGGACCAUGGGUAAAUCAUUUGAUUCCAUGGAGACGGUCAGGUUUGACCGGGGUGGUGAACAUUUCCCUCCAAAUACACCAGCUAUGCAGUCCAAACUUUAUUUGACAGAGUGAUGCUGUCAGUGGAUAUAAAUGAAACUAAUUCAGCUAGAAACAAAAGUCAAUCACUACAGCCUUCCAAGAAGAUGGACUGCCCUGCAAUCAUGUCCUUAAGGGCUGUUGUGAAAUAUCCAGAGUUUAAGAUUCAAGAAACUGACUCUCUCUGGAAAAGAAAAACGGUAUCAAAGCUCCUCCGUGAGAAGUUGGCCAAGAGAGGUGAAAUCAUCCAGAAGAAAGUGGAAAUUCAUGUGUUGUUGCCUGAUCCAGCAGAUCACCGAAAUCAUCUAUUAGGGGAGUUUUCAGGAUUAAGUCAGCCUGUAGACGAGACUGUUAUUUUCAAAAUACAUUUACUAGUACAUGAGGGUGUACGAAGCGUCGAUGAAAUAAAAAGACAUUUACGUUUCUUUGUUAAAGAAAGUAUUUCAUCAGGAAACACCAUUUCAGAAUUCAACAGACGCUUCUACCCCACCAACAAGGACAUAAGGAACCACAUUUACAGGGCAUUGAGAUUUUGCCAGUUUUCCUCUGAAGAUCAAGAAAAUGUGGUGCAAAUGGUGAAAGAGUGGGAGGCAUCAAAACCCUCUGAUCAUUUUCAUUAUAGACCAAAUUUUUCAGAGGAGGGAUCAGAAUCUUCAACCACUGGGUCUAUGUUAUUUGUACACCAGACAAAGUGGCAACAAGAUCUUCUUGCGAAGUAUGGCAAUGAAAUCUGUUUGCUGGAUGCAACAUAUAAUACAUCCAAAUAUGACAUUCCCCUCUUUUUUCUCUGUGUGAGCACCAACAUUGGAUACUCAAUUGUUGCCUCAUUUGUGGUUGCCAAUGAAAACAGAGAAAACAUCCAAGAAGGUUUACAAAAGGUGAAGGAAUGGAAUCCAAACUGGCGGCCCAAAUAUUUCAUGACUGAUUUCGAUGAACGGGAAAUUUGGGCAAUUGAGAACACUUUUGAUGAAUGUGAGACUUUGCUAUGUGACUUCCACAGGGAACAAGCAUGGACCAGGUGGAUGAAAAACCAGAAACAUGGUCUAAGUACCAUCCAAAAAGAAGUACUUGAAUUGCUUAGGAAAAUUGCCCAUUCAGCUACAGAGAACGAGUAUAAAAUGAAUGUUGAUAAUUUGAAGAAAUCUGCUCACUGGAAAAACAGCACAUUUUUACAGAAAUGGUUUGAAGGGAAAUGGCUAAGCAAUGCAAAGAGAUGGGUGCGCUGUUUUCGCAAUUCACUGCUGAAUAUCAGAGUCUCCACCACAAAUGGUUUAGAGCGACAGCAUCAUGAGUUCAAAAAGAAAUACCUUGCAAAUUACACAGAUGGAUCUCUUUCCUCUAUGUUGUCCAUAUUGAUUUCCAACUUUUUGCCAGAAUCGUACAAAAGAUACAUUCAGUACAAUGUUGAAAGUAUGGAGGAAUACAAGAAAUACUCAUCACAGAUUCCGGAAUACUUGCACAACAAACCAAAAAUCUUUUUGGAACAUUGCAUGAAGAGAAUUCCACCAAAGUGUCCAUAUUUGCCUUCUUCUGCCAUAACAUCUUUACCAAAUGGAGAAUUUCAGGUUCCUAGCACAGAUGGGGAGAACUAUUACAAUUUGAAUCUAGACAGUAUGUUGCCAAGCUGUUCUUGCUUAGAUUGGAAUAGAUACCACCUACCGUGUAAGCACAUGCUGAGUAUUUUUUUCCAUUACCCUGGUUAUAGUUGGGAGUUUUUACAUCCAGAGUACACCGAGUGCCCUCACUUUAAUAUAGAUAGAGAUAUUCUUCAUAGAGCUCAGUUGUCAAAUGAAUCUGCACGAAGCACCCACACAGAGCCAAGAACAGUUAGAAAUACAAGUGUUGCUGUAGAAGAUGUGGAAGAAUCAAGGAUAAAGAGACCAAGAAGUACUCAGUGUCAUAUGAGACUUCACUGCUUUCAGUUACUGAAAAACAUUUUAUCAUCUCUUUAUCUUGUACCUGAGCAGGAUCAAUUGAAACCUGUACAUGACAAUUUACAAGAAAGUUGGUCCUUGAUGAAGGAAUUAAUUCCGAAGGACAAAGGUCUUCCAGUGAGGACAACUGCUUUGAGUGUAAAGAGAUUGCAUGCACCAAAGUACAGAUCUCUUCCAUCAAGAAGGAAGAGAAGGAAACAAAGUAGACAACAAGGGGCAAAGAGUGGAAGUGAAGUGCGUGGAAGAGGACAGAAGAAGCCCAACAAGACAAAAGUGAGAAGGGUUGAGGUGGGGUGUACUGAAAAAUCUGAAGAAACAAACUCGAAAUUACCUACAGAGAAUUUAGAACCCGGUGAUAGACUUUGUGGUGAAUCUUCUCCUUCGUAUGAAGCAGUACAAGAGGAAAUUCUUUAUGAAAGAGAAGGAAUAGAAAUAUCUGAACAGAGUGCAAGUGGUAGAAGAGUGGAAAAACCACAUUGCAGUUCCAAAGAUUCUGUUGAAGACAAUGUUGAUUCUAGCUUAGUUGACAAUAUUUGGGGACAAAAACCAGUGGGCCAUUUGUGCAGUAAAAUAGGACCCUACAAACUGAGUAAUAGACCCUUCUACUGUUUAAGAACAAUGCUUCCAGAUGAAAUCAUUGAUGCAUAUACAUAUCUGCUCUCAUCAUCACAAGCGAACAAGAUGGUUUAUCAUGUCAACUGCAGUAUAAUGACUGCAAUAUUCAAUGGGAAUGCUGUAUUACACAAUUACCUUGCAGAGGUGCCCAGGUUGGAUGAUUUUGAUGUGAUAUGUGGUGCAUUGAAUGAAGGCUCUUGUCAUUGGUGCUUGGUUUAUAUCAUGCCAAAGGAUGAAAUCGUAUUCUACAUAAAUCCACUAGGAGAGUCAUUCAGCCGAUUGCGACAUAUUGAGGAAAAAUGGAAAGAGCUGUUAUUUGGGAGAGAAAAUCUUGGUAUUGUGGAAAAUACAACUGAGUGGUUUGUGCAUACCAAAGAACAUCCCCGUCAAAGAGAUUCCACAUCAUGUGGUGUCCUGGUCUUGAAGUUCCUUGAACGGAUGCUUACUGGUGAUAAUUUACAGAUUGAUAUUUCUGUGCAUGGAAUUACUGAAUCAAGAAAGUCUGUAGGACAAAUUCUUCUGAAGAAUAGUGAUGACUUAGAAUACUACUGUAGGCACUGUUACACACAGGAAUCCCAAGAAAGAGGAGCUCUGGUUCAAUGCACGCAAUGCACAGAAGCUAAAUAUUUUCAUGCAAUGUGUGGGUGUUCUCUGCAUCCUGCUGUGAAAGGAAGGAACGACCAAUCAGAAAACCAAAAUAAUGAUCUUUUGGAAUACAACCUAAGGAAAGACCCGCCAAAGAAAAGAAAGAGAAGUUCAUAUAUAUAUUCUGAUUUAAGAGGAAGGUAUAUAAAUUUAAGUUCAAAACAAACUGAAAAUUGUAUGUCUACAAAGUUUGACAAAUCUCCAGAACAGCUUUUAAACGACAGUCUGUCCUGGCUGUAUGAGAGUGUGGAAGCUUGUAAUGAACAGUGUAAAAAGCUAGUUAAGGCAUUAUGCCAGUUAUGCCCUGGUAGAAUUAUGAAGAAAGGAACCUCAAGCAUAAUGGGUCACAAGAUAUCGAUUUUGUUUAAGAAUCACAUCAAGGCAAUGCUGAAAGAAUUACUGGGAUUGAAGAAAGGAAAUUCAAGAUGCUAUGAACAACACUGGAGGCAUGUGAGGUGGAUUAAGAGACAGCCCCUCAACGAACAUUUGGAAAUGAAGAAUUCCGAAAAGGGAAUGGAGGAGAGGAUUAAACUUUUUGGAAAGGGUAGAAAAGAACUGUAUGCAUUGAUUUUGGAGGAAUUUGGAGUGUUUAAGCCAAAGUCCAUUAUAAGAAUUGGUUAUUGCAACGACUUUUACUUAUCCCUGAAGGAGAACAGCAAUGAGCUACUGAUGGCUACACUUGAGGACGAGAUGGGACAGAAUAUGAACACAGGCGUCCAAUACUUUAAAGAUGUUCUGUUUGUGGAGGCAGAGAUUCUGAUUGCAUCCAUUGUUUGGGAUACAUCUUUAAAGGAAGCAGAAUGCCGCCUUUACCCAAUGAAAUAAUUAUUAAUAAUUACUACAUAUAUCUGUAUUGUACCAAAUGGAAAGAACAUUAUUCAGGUCAUUUCAAACUUGACAUAUAAAACUGUAUAAAGGAAAUAUUUUAAUGUUUCACAUAUUUACCUUUCACUGUUCUAUGCCAUUCAUUAUACCUGCCAUUAUGCCAGUCUUCCUGAACUUUUUUGUUUUUUCUUUAAUUUCAUUGGCCAAGAAGUUUAAUCCUACAUGUACUGUCAUGUAGAUUAUUAGAUUGAGCAUUUUUAUGUAUUAUCCCAUUGAUUUUUAAGUCCUAUAUAAGGAACUGCAUAAGCCAACUUAGAUUUACUCACUCUACUAGGUUAAAGAACUCUAAAGUUUGUACUUUCACGAUAACUGCGUGUUCACCUCUUUUAGUAGGGUUUUCAACAUACAGGAAAUGAACAUGACAUUGAGUUAGAACAUGCAGGAAAUGAACCUAACAGUUCAAUUUUUCAUUAUGAUAUGCAAAUACCUUAGCAAAGUCAAUUUACUUUGGUUCAGGGGUAGUAUUAGAUAUUCCUAUUUAGGAGUUGAAGUAGUUAUGUAUUUAGGCUAUCCCGAUGUUUCUAUAGUUAGCCUUGUCCUAUAUUACUUUUAGGUGUAUGGAAGCCUGCUGGUGUUAUAUCAUAUUUUUUUAUAGCGUGUGGAAGCUUGUUAGGGUCAUAACUUUAAAUUUUCUUAUUAUUGUGGUACUUGCCCGUCAAAGAUGGGACAUAUUUCUGUCUGUCCAGACCUUGUAGGACAGGAUACAGAAUGAACCAUAUGCUCAAGGAUCUUACAACUUGAUACAUUUGAUCACCACUAUGAGAGGAAGAUGCCUAUUGUUUCAUAAGACCAAGGUUGUAGGUUUACUUAAUAGGAAAAUCUUGUUAUUGUAUAGAGUAUAUGUUUGGGAGAUAAGCAUGAAGCAAGGAUUUUUGAUUUUCUUCAUUUUUUGAGACAAUUACAGGUUGUUGGACUUAGUCAGUUUAGAGGAAGCAUUACAUAGAAGGUACAAGAUUUGUCUAACUUCUACCUGUUUUCAAGUGAGGACCUUCUUUACAGAGUAAUUUUUUAUUAUAUUAUAUUAAAUAAACGAUGGUUUGACCUUUUGACUCACAUUUUUGAAGCUAGGGUCUUUGUUAGUAAAUGACUUGUAGAUUCUCAACAAUUUCUAAUUUUCUUUGAUGUAUUAGAUAUUUCCAGAUUGUUGAUCUUGGUCAAUUUUGCGAAAAAAAUUUCCACACAGAGCUCUUGGUUUUUCUAUCUACCUCUCGUCACAGUUUUAAUCUAAGACCCUUUAUUCAUCCAAUGUAAAGAAAGUAUGUCACAGCCUUAUGAUGGCUGAUACUACCUGAAGAAAAGUUCUACAAUUUAUGGCAUCAGAAAAACACCCUAUGUAACCUUUUCACUGGCGUAUUAUGUACCAUUUGUGGUCUUAAUUCUGAUCAUUUAUGUUGGGUAGAUUUUACACUCCCUUCUGCUUAUAUUUAUUCAUUUUCAUUGAAAAACUCAUUAUUUGUUAUCAACUAAUCUAAAACAAUAUUUACUUCUGCUAUAAUAAAUUUGUGAACU